Sitodiplosis mosellana (orange wheat blossom midge) is the source of this 2198-nucleotide messenger RNA. RefSeq names its product lysyl oxidase homolog 2-like. Lineage: Eukaryota; Metazoa; Arthropoda; Insecta; Diptera; Cecidomyiidae. The transcript has 6 exons. Gene Ontology annotation, biological process: peptidyl-lysine oxidation. Gene Ontology annotation, cellular component: membrane. The record is from RefSeq and is a predicted model, not a curated record. Gene Ontology annotation, molecular function: protein-lysine 6-oxidase activity; copper ion binding. The coding region runs from base 492 to 2015 and encodes 507 amino acids.
AUCCGUCUACUGAGAUGAGAGAGCAAACUAUUUUAGAUUGGGUCUUUGUUAGCCGGUGUGUCAAAAUGUAUUUGAUUCUUAAACCGUUUAUUGUAUCACACGCUGCUGUCGUUGUUGUGUGGUUACUGUUGAGAUGGUUUUUCUCUCUUUCUAUCUUUGUUUCAUCCGUCAUUCACAUCAAAUUGUCGUCAAGUCAUUGAAUUAUAAAGUCAUCUGGAAAGUUAUUCGACAAAAGAUACUCACGAAACAUGGACUAAGCUAGUAAAGCUCAUCCAAACGGCUUCUAAUUUGCAGUAAUUUUUUUUACGUUUAUCAGUUACAUAAUCGUGCUUUAAAUCACUUUUUCUUCGGGGUGAAAAUUUACUAUUGGCCGAUCAUAGUUUUUUUUUUUGUAGAAUAUCAAAAGGUCAUUUUUUUGACUAAUUUGCAGGCAGUAUUUGCUUUGACCAUUUCAAACGGCAUUUCCUGUUGAAUCGCCUGCAAUAAUAAUUAUGAAGUUAACCGGCUGUUUUUGGUGCGUUUUUGUUAUUUGUUGCCAGCUGUCGACAAUUGUAUUGUCACAUUCGACGUUAGAAGAGGCACAACAAUUAUAUCAUAGCCCAGCGAAGAAAUAUUGGAAAAAACUACGCAAGGAAGAAGGAGCCAUUCGUCUGGUGGGGGGCACAACUGAUUAUGAAGGAAAUGUGGAAAUUCUGCAUGAUUUGAAAUGGGGAAAUAUAUGCGAUGACGAAUGGGAUCAAAACGAGGGCCAAGUUAUAUGCAGACAAUUGGGUUUUAUUGGAUUUGAGAAAAUUACUCACAGCGGAUAUUUUGGAACGGCAAGACGGAGGUUCUGGAUGGAUAAUAUUCAUUGCGAUGGCAAUGAAACUGAAAUUAAACACUGUCGCUUCAAUGGAUGGGGUAUGAAUGAUUGCGAAGCAUCCGAAGCAGCGGGCGUUGUUUGCAAAGGAUCUGAUGACGAAAACGGCAGCGGCAACGAAUCAAUGAAAACAAAAAUCCAAGCAAAAAAACCAACGAAGCAUUUGCUUAGCAAAAAGUACGACGUUGAAUUGAGGCUAACGGGCGGCCGUAAUAAAUACGAGGGCCAAGUUGAGAUCCGCUUUAAUAAAGUAAUGAAAAAAGGCCACUGGGGCGGAAUUUGUGCUGAUGGUUGGUCAUUAUUAGAAGCAAACGUUGUGUGUAAAUCCCUAAACCUCGGCUAUGCCAGCAAUGCACUGCAAACGGAUCUAUUUAGUAAUGAAACACUAUCCAAAAUACUCAUCAGUGGAACGGAGUGCUAUGGCAAUGAAACAUCGUUGCAACAUUGCAAACACCACGAACUGGGCAAUAUUGUGUGCCCGGGCGAUCAGUCAAAAGUGGCGGCCGUGAUUUGUACGGAACAAAUGGCCGAUCUUGUGUUUGAUUAUAAUGAACUAAUCCAAAGUGCACACUUGGAAGAUCGACCGUUGCUCUUGCUACAGUGUGCCAUGGAGGAAAACUGUUUGGCAUCACGAGCAUAUGAAAUUCAACGUGAUGUCAACGAUUGGCACAUGGUAACGCGUCGACUAUUAAAAUUCACUGCUCGCACACUGAAUGCGGGCACCGCUGACUUUCGAUCAAAUAUUCCAAAACAUCUAUGGGAGUGGCAUCUGUGUCAUCAACAUUAUCACAGCAUGGAAGUAUUUGCAACGUUUUAUAUUUACAAUAGCACUGGACAUCGGGUGGCAGAAGGUCACAAGGCAUCCUUCUGCUUGGAAGACAACCAGUGUUUGGAUGAUGUUCAACCGCGUUAUGCUUGCGCAGACUUUGGCGACCAAGGCAUUUCGGUGAAUUGCUCCGAUAUAUAUCGAUUCAAUAUUGAUUGCCAAUGGGUUGACAUCAGUGAAAUGGAAACCGGCACAUACACAAUCAAAAUAUCCGUGAAUCCAGAAUUUAAAAUUGGUGAAAUGUCAUACGAUAACAAUGCAGCCAGAUGUACAUUACUCUACACCGAGACCUAUGCACGUAUAUUCGAUUGCACGCACGAACGACCAUAAUGAACCGCAUAGUGCUAGACACCCUGACGCAUUAAAUUUUGUACGAGUGAAAUGUUUUGUAUAGUUUUAGUGCUUCCAAAUUUCAAUUUCUAAUAUUCUCGUUAAGGUUUAAACACAUUUUUUUUUGGUACAGAAUGUAAUAGCAUAGUAGAUGAAAUGAGAUUAAAAUUCAUAAAUGAAAAA